CUUAACAAACUGAACAGUAUACCGACAGUAUGGGCACAGGUAUGUGUGUACAGAGGACAUGCUGAGUGGUCGUGGUGUAAAAGCUACACACGAACAAAAUUUGACCUGCCAAAGCGACGAAUUGUGAAAUUUUACAUUUCAAACGAUUUUAACCGUCUCGUCUAGCCUAUUCACAGAACAUGGGGUACGUUAAGCGGGUUUGUUUAACGUUUGUGUUUAGUUUGGUUGCGUUAGGUAUUGAUAAUGUAUCCGGGACGCUUGUUUCCACAGAAAGUGGAGCUAUGGAAGGCGUUAUUGUUCCGUCACAGAAUGGAGACGUUUAUCAAUUCAGAAAGAUACCUUACGCCAAACCACCUAUCGGUCUCUUCCGGUUUAGAAAACCCAUGAAGAUACCUCCGUGGAAUAACACGCUUAACGCUACGAAGUACGGACCAGCAUGCAUUCAAGCAAUGGAACGGGGUUCUGAUUUCUUUCCUGUGUCGGAGGACUGCCUCUUUCUGAAUGUUUUUGUUCCAAAUGAGAUUUCGACGACAGCAAAUAAAUCGGUGAUGAUUUGGAUUCAUGGUGGGGUUUUCAGAUUUGGUACAGGGAUGUCGUACGACGGAUCAUUCCUAUCACUCCAAGGUGACGUCAUCGUGGUGACGCUGAACUACAGACUAGGUGUGUUUGGAUUCUUCAGUACAGGAGAUUCAAGCGCGAGAGGCAACUACGGACUUUGGGAUCAGAUCGAAGCUCUGAAAUGGAUUAAAACCAACAUCAAGUACUUUGGUGGAAAUCCAGAGUCAAUCACAUUGUUUGGUGAAUCAGCUGGUGCUCUCAGUAUUUCCCAUUUAGCCAUAUUCCCAGAAAACGAAGGACUUUUCCAUCGAGUUAUUAUGCAGAGUGGUUCAUUGAGUUCGAAUAGACCUAUAACAAAUGAUUCUGUGAAACUCGCACGAGCUUUGGGAGGCCUGUUGCAAUGUAGUGAUAUUCAAAGUACCGAAUCGCUUGUCUCCUGUUUGCGUGGAAAAGAGGCGUCCGUUUUGAAUAGCGUCUCAAAUUCACAGUCUUUUCCGUUAAUUGGGAAAUAUUUUGGAUAUGCAAUGUCAUAUGCCCCGGUCAUCGACGGAGAAAUGACAACAAGCCAUCCUUUCUCUCUUCUUCAAAAUCGAUCUUCCGAACAGUUCAAAUUUUACCAGUCGCUUGACGUCAUUUGUGGUUGCACCUCAGCCGAAGGAUCUUUAUUUCUGGGCUUCUUUCCGUUGUUUCCGAGUCUGUCCUUGCCGCCUGUUAAUGUAUCUGAAGGAGUUCCAAGCUGGGUUCUCAAACUGUUGGCUGAGGCGGCGACCGAAGUUUAUUUCAACAAUGACACUAGAAUUCUGCCACAUAUCUAUAACAAAUACAUCUCGACAGAUAUAGAAGAACAAGGGCGACUUCUUGUGAAUUUUUUUAGUGACUCGAGAUUUAAUGUGCCCAUGUUGGAAUCACUGUUAGUUCAUGACAGAGGCGGAAAUUCCAAAGCAAAUACAUUUCAAUAUUUCUUCUCAAAGACCUCCCUGGUUGAUGUUUUGAUCGGUGUUCCGCCGAAAUGGUUCGUUGGAGCAGGACACGGCGCUGAACUUCCAUACCUUUUUAAUUCUGGGUAUGAUAUGUACGGUCCUGACAACGUUCUUUCAACACAAAUGGCGUCAUACUGGACAAAUUUUGCAAAACAUGGGAACCCAAACAUUGGACUUCCAGUCUUGGACUGGCCUGAAUUUGACGAAAACACAAGACGAUUUAUUAACCUAGACACGGACAUCACUACCGGAUCUGAUUUAUUGGGAGACCGGAUACGAUUCUGGACUGAUGAAAUACCCCGUAUCAUGUCAGAAACCGAAAUGGUGAUUGACACAGCAAUGGGACCAAUCAAGGGAUUUGUACAAAUUGUGAAAGGUGCAACUAUCAACCAAUUCCGAAAGAUUCCGUUUGCUAAGCCACCAACAGGUCCUUUAAGGUUUGCAAAACCUGUUUCUAUUUCAAAUUGGACUGACACGCUUGAUGCUACACGUUUCGGACCCUCUUGUAUCCAAACGAUGGAGCCGGGCGCGGACACGUAUUUUCCCAAUCUAGAUAUAUCAGAAGAUUGUCUCUUUUUGAACGUUUAUGUUCCGCAUGAAAUGCCAAUGACAGCAAACAAGUCGGUGAUGGUUUGGAUUCAUGGCGGGGGUUACACAAGUGGUUCAGGGAUGACGUACGAUGGAACGUCACUAGCAAUUCAUGGUGACGUCAUUGUGGUGACUUUAAACUACAGACUAGGUGUGUUUGGAUUCCUCAGUACGAGUGAUUCCAGCGCACUAGGCAACUACGGACUCUGGGAUCAGAUCGAAGCUCUGAAAUGGAUUAAAUCCAACAUCAAAUAUUUCGGUGGAAAUCCAGAGUCAAUAACGUUGUUUGGUGAAUCGGCUGGUGCAUUCAGCAUUUCACACUUGGCUAUGAUUCCAGAAAACAAGGGUCUUUUUCAUCGAGUUAUUAUGCAAAGUGGCUCGUUAAGUUCCUUAGGAUCCGUCACGAAGGAUCCUCUCACGAAAUCACGAGCAUUGGGAAGCCAUUUAACAUGUGAAAACACUGAUAAUACCACGUCACUGAUUUCUUGUUUACGUGGAAUCGACUCGUCAGUUUUGCAAAGUGGAGCGGACGUAAUAUAUGGGUCGAUUACUUCUCUAGGAAAUGUAUUAGAAUUGGCUUUAUCACCUGUUAUAGACGGGGAAUUGAUUUCAAGUCAUCCACUCUCCCUACUUCAAAAUCAAUCAUCGGAACAGUUUGCAUUCUACCAAUCACUUGACGUCAUUUCCGGUUGUAAUUCAGCUGAAGCAUCUGUACAUCUAUUGCUUUUUCAGCUGUUUCCAAGUCUUUCUGCCCCUGCUGUCAAUAUUUCGGAUGGAAUUCCAAGCUGGGUUCUAAAGUUGUUCGCCCAAGUCGUGACCGAGGUAUACUACAACAACGAUACGAGAAUUCUACAACCUAUAUAUGACAAAUACAUUUCCACGAACGAAGAAGAACAAGGGCGACGUCUGGUAAAUCUUGUGGGUGAUAUUUUAUUUUAUAUCCCCAUGUUUGAAUCCCUGCUGGCGCAUGACAGAGGAGGAAAUUCAAAAGCCAACACUUUCCAAUAUUUCUUUUCGAAUCAACCAGUAGUCGAUCCUAUAAUUGGAGUUCCCCCCAAAUGGUUCCAAGGAGCGGGUCAUUUUGCCGAGAUCAAAUUUCUUUUUGAUAACUGGGGUUAUCUCCAAGGUGACGACAAACACCUUUCAACGGAAAUAAUGUCUUACUGGACAAACUUUGCACAUUACGGGAACCCAAACAUUGGACUUCCAGUUCCAGACUGGCCUGAAUUUGACGAAAACACAAGACGAUUUAUUAACCUAGACACGGACAUCACUACCGGAACAGAUUUAUUGGGAGACCGGAUACGAUUCUGGACUGAUGAAAUUCCCCGUAUAUUGUCAGAUUCAGACAGUAUCGUUACAUCGCCGAAACCGAUUGACGAGUUAUCCAGUGCCUCUCAGCGAUGUGUUAGCUAUAUUAUGCUUUGCAUAUGUGUUAUAAUGUCUUGUUUUGGCGAAUAUUGCAUAAUUUACGACAGUUUAAUGUAGAGUAUACCACCAUGCUGUCUGCUAUUUCUCUUACGCCAUUCCUGAUGCCUGUUGUGUCAUUAGGAUUGAGGAUUUAAGUGUGUCCAAUAUGCGGUGUAUUAGUUUGGUUCCGAUUAUGUUGUCAGAUGAGUAAAGCAAGUACAGAAUUAACACGUUGUCACAGUUAACAAAUAUGUUAAUGUAAAUAACAGUGACACAUCACAACAUUAUACGAUUCUGUCAAAUAAUCAAUUUUGCAUCGCGGAUGAAUGUUCUCCAGAGGAAAUGUACUCGUUCCUUAAAAGCAUGAUUCGGUUGAAGAUCGGGAACUUCGAUACCGAGAUCAUCAAUACUUGACUGUAAACAAAAACAGUUAUUAAAAACAUUGGCCUUAGGCCUGUCAUCAAUAAAUAAAUGAUUGUUGUGAUGUAUGGGAGGAAUAUUGAGCUUUGUAUCAGAAUUACACAUAAAACGAUUUACAGUUUUCUACCAAUCUCUAGCACUUGGUUCAUUACUUUUAUGGAGGUUAUUACAUAUUUUGUUAAAAAAUGAUUUUUGACGGGCGAAUAUCAUUAGCACACAUGUUACGUAAAUGUCUUAAUUUUGCCCAAUGUUCUUCUUUCAUAGCGUUUUUGGCAUUUCGAUGGGAUCGCUUUCUAUUACUUAUCAUCGUUCUUAUUCUAUUACACAUUAUCGCAAAUGGGAAUGUUCCUUUCCAAAAUGGCGCCUGGUAUUUCGCGAAAAAAAGUAUCUUUUUCUUCCGAUAGGUCCUAACCAGUUCACCUUUGAUUGGUUUCUUUUACAUAACACUCUUUUUUAACGCCCAUGGAACAUAAUUCUACAUCGUGCCGGUUGCUUGUUUAAAAACUGGCGCUUGGCAUGUCUGCUACCUUUUACCUUGCAUCGGGAAGAACUGAUGAUGCAUGGUAGAAUUAUUAGCGAUUCUGAUUUUACAAGAUUUGUGCAAAUUCAUGAUACAAUUUGUCCACAUACUUUAUGGAAAUUAGCUUUGAAGUUCCUGGGCUCUUGAAUAGGAUAAAUAAUGUAGUAAGGUUGUGCGUAGAAAUAAGAAUCACCAAUGUAAUUGUAUUGUGUCAUUUUUGUGGUAUUUUACACACUGACAUUACUUCACAUUGUCCUUCAUUAUAUAAAAAAACACACUUAGAGACGACCGUUGGUGCCUUAUAAAUACUGUGUUUGAUAUAGAACUUCUUGCUUACUUGCACUCCAUGUCGGACUAAAAUUUAAUUCACAUACUACUUGGAGAUAUAUUCCAUUACAAGUUAUGUAAAUUAGAUUAUGACAAUUUUGUAUUAAUUUGUGCUAUUUCUGUUGAUUAAAUGAUGAAUUUGUAUCAUCGAUAAAAAUGUAAUGUAUCUGAGAAUCAAUUACCCUAUUCAGAAUGUGCUUAUAUUUGAUCACAGAAGAUCAAUAUCUUGAUAAUUUAUGUUUCAUGUUAUUUUUGUACAUAAGUAUAUCUAAUUAUGAAUUGACCAUGUAUUCACUUGUAUAAACGUUCUUGUAACUCUUCAAAUUGGAGGAAAUAAAGAAAUAAUAAAAGAUGAGA
Mizuhopecten yessoensis (Yesso scallop) is the source of this 5160-nucleotide messenger RNA. RefSeq lists its product as uncharacterized. The record is from RefSeq and is a predicted model, not a curated record. Lineage: Eukaryota; Metazoa; Mollusca; Bivalvia; Pectinida; Pectinidae. The transcript is spliced from 3 exons. The coding region runs from base 180 to 3614 and encodes 1144 amino acids.